This is a messenger RNA of Sphaeroforma arctica JP610, 1899 nucleotides long. RefSeq lists its product as hypothetical. The record is from RefSeq and is a predicted model, not a curated record. Gene Ontology annotation, biological process: ribosomal subunit export from nucleus. The transcript has 9 exons. Gene Ontology annotation, cellular component: cytosol. NCBI's taxonomy places the organism in Eukaryota, Ichthyosporea, Ichthyophonida. Gene Ontology annotation, molecular function: GTPase activity; GTP binding.
CUGAACGUCAAGGUGGUGAAUGAGCCCAAGACAGUUGUAUUGUCAUUAUCGGAUUCAAUCUCACAACACGCCGUCCAAGAGGAGAAUAAAGAUUCGCUCCGAAUUCCCAGGAGACCUCAGUGGGAUGAAGACACGACCGCUAGUGAGUUGAAAGAGAGUGAGCGAGGGUCAUUCGUCGAAUGGAGAAGAGGCCUUGCCACCCUUCAAGGAAAAGACCAUAUACACCUAACCCCCUUCGAAAAGAAUUUGGAAGUCUGGAGGCAACUUUGGCGCGUGGUAGAACGUAGUGAUCUUAUUGUACAGAUUGUAGAUGCUCGUAAUCCCCUACUGUUCUUUUGUGAGGAUGUCGGCAAAUACGUCAAGGAGGUCGACCCCACGAAAAACUCUUUAUUAUUGAUAAACAAGGCCGAUAUGUUGACGGAAGCACAACGCCUCCAUUGGGCAGACUACUUAACUGAGCAAGGCAUUCCAUUCUGUUUCUGGUCGGCGAAUCUGGAAACCGAGAAACAAGAAGAGGCCGCAAGAGAGGCUAGAGCUAUCGCCGAAGCAGAGGAGAUGCGAAAUAGGCUCCAACCCAAUCAUUUAGAUUCCGACGGGAGCGCGGACGAGGAGUUAGAUGUUGUUGAAGAGCAGAUGCAGAGAAUCACUGUAGAUGAUAAGAGUACUGAUGCGGCCAUCAAGGUUGCUGCGGGCGAGGCGAACGAUGCAGAUCCAGACAGUGACACAGAGACAGAGGCGAAAGCUCCGAGAGGAAAUAUCAUUGACGAUCCAUUGCAAGUGUUGGAUGCGGAAGCCCUAAUUGAGCUGUUCAAGGCAGGCUGCCCGGAUAUGUAUAACACUCCUGUUGAUCGACAUGGGGAGCACCGCCUGCCAACCGUAGGUCUUGUUGGAUAUCCUAAUGUAGGUAAAUCAUCGACUAUCAAUGCCUUAUGCGGUGCUAAAAAAGUAUCUGUGAGUGCAACACCCGGUAAAACCAAGCAUUUUCAGACUCUUAUCCUCCAAGACGAUCUGCAGCUGUGUGAUUGUCCUGGGUUGGUAUUCCCGUCUUUUGUGGCUACACAAGCUGAAUUGACGUGUAAUGGUGUUCUCCCAAUUGAUCAUUUGAGAGACCCCAUUCCACCAAUGACUCUGCUAGCGAAAAGAAUACGCCGAGAGGAUUUGGAGGAGAUCUACGGCCUACAAAUAAUCAAACCAUCAGCCGACGACCCCAACUGUGACCGCUUACCUACUUCGCAUGAAGUACUACAUUCUUAUGGACGACACAGAGGAUACAUGACCGCUCAUGGUUUACCCGAUAUUCAGCGAUCUGCGAGAAUUUUACUUAAAGAUUAUGUCAAGGGAAAGUUGUUGUAUUGCCACCCGCCCCCCACUGUAGAUGAACAAACAUUCAAUACGCACUUGGGACCGAAUAUGGGAAGUGGACCCGAUGACACCGAUUAUUCAGAAGCAGACACAUCUGCACUAUAUUCGACGUCCGGUAUCACGAGAAACCAAGAUUACCACUAUGCCGACAAGACAGAGGGUGGUAAAAUUCUAGACGCUGUGCAGUCUAAAACCUCGGGAAAGUCAGCCCAUGCAUCGAAUAUGACCAAGUAUAGAACUGACGCUGUCAUCAAGCAGAAGGAGAUCGAGCGGGAUGAGCUGGGCCGUCCGAUUGGCAAGCCUUGGAGAAAACACAACAAUAAGGGGAAAAACGAGAAAACAAGGCGGAUAUACGAAGGUGUAGCCUCAGAGGGCGGUUUGAAGUAGUUUUGUAUGAAUCGUAUGAAUCAAAUGGAUUGGUCAGGCUUGAGCUGCAGACUACGUAAGGACAUAUGAACGUUUUCUAGAAUACAACAAAAGAAAGUUGCUAGAUUACGCUAAAUGAUUACAGUGAAUAAAAUAAAUAUACUACACCUG